Fusarium tjaetaba is the source of this 585-nucleotide messenger RNA. RefSeq names its product GNAT family acetyltransferase. The coding region runs from base 1 to 585 and encodes 194 amino acids. The transcript has a single exon. Gene Ontology annotation, molecular function: acyltransferase activity, transferring groups other than amino-acyl groups. The record is from RefSeq and is a predicted model, not a curated record. Lineage: Eukaryota; Fungi; Ascomycota; Sordariomycetes; Hypocreales; Nectriaceae.
AUGAGCCAAGCAACACUUCGCACCAGCCGUCUCGAACUACGGCCUCUCGGGCACGAGCACGGAGAUUAUAUCUAUCAGCUCGACUCGGACCCGGAAGUCAUGAAGUACAUCGGGUACGGCAAGCCACUCACGGCCGAUGAGUCGACAAUUGUGCACAAACUGCUCCUCGAGACAGCAUCAUUCGGGUCUGGCCUUGGAUGCUGGGCUGGAUUUGCCGGGGACGAUUUUGUGGGCUGGUGGGUGCUGGCGCCCAGUCAAAGCAACGACGAUCCGCCCCAGGUGAACAAGAAGCGAGUCGAGUUCGGCCUAAGAAUCCUUCCCAAGUUUUGGGGCCAGGGGUUCGCCAAGGAGGGUUCUCGAGCGCUGGUCAAGCAUGGUCUCGAGGACCUCGGCGUGGAAGAGGUCUUUGGUGAGACCAUGGCCGUCAACCAAGGGUCCCGAGCUAUCAUGGCCAAAGUUGGACUCAAGCAUGUUCGAACGUUCCACAACAAGUACGAUAACCCUCCUCCGGGAAUCGAGGAGGGCGAGGUGGAAUAUCGAGUCACGAGGGAUGAAUGGUCAUCACAACAAGCAUGUGCUGUGUAG